CAAGAAGGGGCAGCCGAAAAGCCGACAGACGGCAUGGAUAAGCUGUGCCAGCAAUACCACGCAGAAGAUGUGGGUCGCAUCCUACUUCAAGCUCAAGACGAACUGCGAAGCAUGCGCGAGAAGGUUAACGAGAAGAACAACGUCGAUGUGAACGAGAUCAACGCGAUUCUGGAACGGGCUGAAGCUGACUUGCGCGCCAAAGCUGAAAUUGUACUGAAUGGCGUCGUGAACAACUCGAUGAAGAUGUUACCGGCCAUCGAAGCCCCAGGCGGAAAGACGUCGUUGUCCAAAUUCUCGUCGAAAUUGGCACAAAAGCGGGAGUUGGCAGCGACGAUGACCCGAGAUAGCUCAUACGAACCAGCUUCCCCUACGUAUCGACAAGAGGAUAGAGAGCCUCGCUUUGGUGGCCCAAUCGAGCCCAUGGAACGAGACCGAGCUCCAGGACGACGCCCAGUCGGUCGUAUCAUCAAAGCAGGCUCCCUCGUCAAGAAGAAAACGACCAAGCCCCAUCGCCUUUUGCCCAAAAUGAAUCGCACUGACCCGACGGCUCCAUCCCCCGACCUCGUAGAAGAAGAUGCACGAGGCGGGGUGCACAACCUGGUCACGAGGGGGUUCUUGCCUCCGUCGGUGGACGUCACGCCUGCCUUUACGCACGGCACGAGCGUGAUCCAGAACAGCCGCGUCAAAAUAUACGAUCGGGCGUCCCAGCCAGUCAAAUCCAUGCCGUACACCAACCCGUCGGGCUUCAACAUGGCGUCGCUCAAGUUUGACAUGUCGACGACCCCCGCCACUUCAACCCCCUCCCCCGUGGCAGCAGUCGUUUCAGGGGGAGAUGUGUCCAAGAUGGUAGUCACACCGAUUGACAUUUCAUUCGACGCCCCGUCGUCUUCUCAUCCCCCGGUGGAGCAACCCAAGGGGGGUGCCACUGGAGGCGACGACACGAAUGGAGGCGACUCGAGUACUAUUCACAACUUGCGCCGAAACGUCGAGAAAAUACGUGGCUACAACGAACUGCUUGACACGUACAGUUUGCAUCAGUUUAUCAUCCGCAAAGGCAAGACACUGUCCGACACGCCCGAGUUUAUUUCGUUUCAGCGGACGACAGAAGACUUGUGGGGCAGCGUGUCGACGUCCAUACAAGAGUUGGAGACCAUGCUCACGAGCUAUUCCGUGCCGCUGGCGUACGUUGACGGCCAGAAGCUGAUGAAGAUCGCCGCGAUGGACGCGACAACGCGCGGCACGACCGAGCUCUUGUCGUGCAUCCUCAACAUGGACGAAGUGAGUUCGCUCAUGCGACGGCCUGGACAGCGCUACAAGGGUAGCCAGGGGCCCGACCUCGCGGUGGUGCUGAUCCAAAGCGUGUGGCGCAUGUUCCUCACGAAGAAGCGGCUGAAGAACCAUCACGGAAACGAGGACGCCGCGGUCAUUCAACGCAUUUACAGGUCGUACCGGUGUUUUAGUCAACUCCAGCAGCGACUCAAACUCGUGCGGGAGGCCGACUUGCGCAUCUGGGAUGCGCAAAUGCAGCGCUUUCGGGCGAACUGGGACACGAUGAAAAUGCAACGGCGGGUGGUCGUACAUGUGCCGUCGUUUGCAUCAGACGACCGCACGCGGUUGAAGAUGGACAACUUUUCCAUCCGUCAAAACCUCCAAAUGGCGCGCAUGUGUGCGAUCGCCGACCCAAACGUGGACAUUAUCUACAUCUCACCGUUCGAGUUGUCCCCAGACAUCCAAAGGUACCAAGUACGGUUGCUCCAGCUCGGGGGGAUCACGGACCCCCAGACCCGCAUCCGCAUGUUGCACCCCGAAAAUGUCGACCGGUUUCCAGAGCACUUUUCACUCACGACGUUGCUACUGUAUUCGCCGCACUGUCUCAAGAAGAUCAAGCGGUUUGUGCGAGGAAAGAACGCGUACAUUGUCACAGGAAACGUCGGGCCCGAAGACAAGCGGCUGGCCAUCGCGCUGCAGAUUCCGCUGCUGGGUAUGGACCCAGACAAGGCGCUGCUGUACGGCACACGUUCGGGGGGCAAACGCAUCUUCAUGGCGGCAGACGUCAACAUUCCCAUGGGAGCGCACGAUAUUUACGACGAAGACGAGCUCAUUCAAAGCUUGAGCAAGUUGAUUGCCGCGGACGUUGACCAGAACGAGUGGCUUGUCAAGAUCGACGCCGACCAGUCCGACACGGGCAUCGCCAGCAUCAACGUCCAGCAGAUGCAGAGCGUGGCCAAAGUUCGCGCCGAGAAGCGAGACAUGAAGCACAUGGCGGCCGAAUAUUUCCAGCAGCCCGAUGUCCGAGACGCUGUGCUGCGAAGCAUCUUCAACGAACUGACCGAAUCGUAUUUUGCUGCAAACAUCACGCCUUGCUUUCCAGAUGUUUAUGCGUCGUGGGCAGAGUUGCGGCCGGUGGCGUUGCGCGUGGGUGUCGUCAUUGAGGCGUACCCGAGUAAAGUAUUGAGCCAGGUCCGGGCCAACGUCUUUAUUGAGCCUUCAGGCGGAGUGCACAUCACGUCUGCACACGACUUAUUCAUGAGUCCAGCCAACAAACACCUGCCUCAGUGCGCUCUCUUCCCGCAGACGUCAGUGCCAUAUCAAGCCAUCCGCGGCGCGUCGUUGGCGAUUGCAAGUUCCAUGUUCAUCAAAGGCAUCAUUGGCUAUGCCAGCAUCGACUACAUGAGCUUCGCCGACCCCAAGACGUUGGUGGGGGGCGGGCGGCCUCGCCAGCGUCUGUGGGCCAUGCAAGUCGUCCCUGGACUCACCAAUACGGCCGUGUCGUUUGUCAUGUUUGCGUUCCUGUCCUGCUCGCAGUUCAACCCAAUCACGGGCAAAUGUCAUCUCCAGGUGGCCGCCCCGCCCCCCAUCGCCGCCUCGGCGACCGUCGCCCCCAUCACCCAAGCGCAGAAGGCGGUCGAGACCAUUCUGAGCGCCCGACCGCCCAAUGGCGCGGUUGUCUGCGGACCAGAGCGAACUUACAUGGUGCUGGACUACAUUUACCACCCCAACAUGGCAACCCUGCACUUUUCCACGUUCUUCAACACGUGCCGACUCAACGGCGUGAGCUUUGACCUGCAGAGGGCCAUUGGCGCGGCGUUCAUUCUAGCGGACAGCCUCACGGCGGGCGUGAUGGGGUUGAUGUGCAUUGGCGAAAACGACAAGGAGGCGUUUCGAAUAGCACGGCAGGCGGUGGAACUGAUUGGGGACCAAGUGGGCGUGCAGGCGCUGCCGGACUCCCUCUCGGGCGAACGACUGGGCAACUUUCCCCACUUGCUCGCGAUUGUGCGCAAUAAGAGCGACGACCCUGCCGACAGGCGCAAACGACGGGGGGCACUUAAAUAGUGAUUACAUCGACGUCCUUCAGUAGUGUCCUAUACCACCA
Molecule: messenger RNA, 3373 nt
Organism: Aphanomyces astaci
Lineage: Eukaryota; Oomycota; Saprolegniomycetes; Saprolegniales; Verrucalvaceae
Exons: 14
Coding region: 34-3333 (1099 amino acids)
Molecular function (GO): protein binding
Source: RefSeq, a predicted model, not a curated record